Felis catus (domestic cat) is the source of this 7880-nucleotide messenger RNA. It is a transcript of the gene SNX24, whose product is annotated as sorting nexin 24. The coding region runs from base 376 to 1437 and encodes 353 amino acids. The transcript has 5 exons. Gene Ontology annotation, molecular function: phosphatidylinositol phosphate binding. NCBI's taxonomy places the organism in Eukaryota, Metazoa, Chordata, Mammalia, Carnivora, Felidae. The record is from RefSeq and is a predicted model, not a curated record.
CAUCUGUUAGGCACUUUCAGCUUAUCUGGUCCUGGCCUGAAGAGCACAUUCGGGCCCUCUCUUUUCUUUCUUCUUCUCUUUUCUUCCUCGUGUGUGUGUCUGUCUUCUGGUUAAAACGCCACAGAUACUCAAAGGCAGUAUUUUAGAAUUGGACCUAGAAGCCAGAACGUGGGUGUCUGUGGCCCGCUGACUUUCAGGUUCAAUAUUACAAUACCAUCCCCAGCUUCGCGGGCGAACUCAGAACGAGACGCUGACCUUGGACUCUAAGGUAAAUAGAAAAGUCUGGGUAAAAAGUUGGGAGGGUUCGCUGCUGUUCCUGCCAGCCGAGAGUUAAAAACGAAAACCCAAGCAUCCGAAACCGAACCCAGGAGCUCCAUGCUUUUCUGUCGCCCGCGGUCCCGCCAUCCGCUCGGGUGGCGUCUCGGGAACUGCAGACACAGCGCGGGCGGGCGCCCAAAGGACAGGGAGCGCCCGGGUGCGGCCCGGUCCCGGCGCGGAGGCGCGCACACCCCUUUUCUGCAGACUCACAGGUUUGCAGGCCCCGCCUCCUCCGGGCCCAGCUCCGCUCCGCCGCCCUGCGGGCCCGGACCCGGGAGCCCGGAGCCCCGCGCCCUUCGCCGCGGAGGGCCCCCAGCUCCCCGCCCCGUGCCCCCAGGAGCGCGGCGCGCCAGUAGUGCGCCGGAGGCGGCGGUGGCGGCGGCGGCGGCUCCCGGCCGGGCCGCGCAGCCUGUGGGUCCCGGGGGCGCAGGGCAGGGAGGCGGGGCGCUCGGCCGGGGGCGGAGCUGCGGCCGCGAGCCCGCCCCCCGCUCGCCCUCCGCCGGCCGGCUGGCGCGGCCAUGGAGGUCUACAUCCCGUCCUUUCGCUACGAGGAGAGCGACCUGGAGCGGGGAUACACGUGCCUUGAGAUGCCAUCAUCAGGUGUUUAAGAUAGAAGUACUAAUGAAUGGAAGAAAACAUUUUGUUGAAAAAAGGUACAGCGAAUUUCAUGCCUUGCACAAAAAGCUUAAGAAAUGUAUAAAAACUCCAGAAAUCCCUUCUAAACAUGUUAGGAACUGGGUCCCAAAAGUCUUGGAGCAACGACGACAAGGUUUGGAAACAUAUUUACAGGAAGGUAGAGCAGCGACAUCUGAACAGAGGAUAUGUUGUUGGAACUCUGAUGGUCUGUCUCUGUUAUUGUUUCAAACCGUUCACGAUGAUGCCUCGUGCCCUACUGAGACCGUCUUCACCUUCCAGAUACACAACGGAAUUCGGCACCGCUGUACCCAGGAUGCGCCUUGGGCUUAUUUCCAACAUUAUUCUUCAUCGCGUUGGCACCUCUCGGGUGGACACUUUCUCCACAGAGCCUCUCGGGUACUAUUUUGGAAAAAUCUGGGCCAUUUUGGGCCAUUCAUAGGUUCCUUUAUAAAAUCAUUCCUUUCACUAAAAAUAGUCCCAUGACUGUGCCCUGCAAGCUAUUCAUAAUCAGUCAGAGAAGUACUUUCCUUGGUUGUCAUCACCGUGCCAUUAUCAUUAUUCAGUGUUCCUAGAUCCUCAUGGCAGUUUUCCUCAUUUGCUUGGGGUACUCUAGUUCACCCUGAGGUAGAUAUUCCUACUCACCGUCGUCUCUGACCUGCCAAAAAAUUGUCUCAUGGCUCUUUGUCAGGUACCAAACUGUCAUAUUCCUAGGCCAGGUGUCCAGAAUUCCAGCCUUACUCUUGCUAUCUCUUCUGUGCCGAUCACACUAGCUGACUACCUGCCCCCUUGUCUGACCCUUGUGUUUACCCUACUCUGUACCCUGUAUGUCCGGGUAUCCCAUACCCUGUAUGUCCCUUUCUCGCAUCUCUGUUCCCCAGAGCAUCCUGAAAGGCUUAUUUGCAGUUGCCCCUCCUUCGUGAGACCUUUCUUGAUUCUCCACACCCAGAUGUGAUACUGUGGAGCCUGAAUGCACCUUAGCUGUACGUACACCAGCACAUCUUACCUUCUGUUACAGCUCCUAGGGCUAACUUCUCCACACCAAGUUUUCAGUCCUGCCUGCCACCCACCUGGGCUCCCCUAAACAUCUUCCAACUUCAGUUCAGCCCACCCUGAUGGCUGUCCAAGCCUGCAAGAUGAAUAGUUUGGUUUUAACGAUAUCUGGUAUCAUUCUGACCCUUUCUUUUGUUAUUUUUUGUUCCUUUCUGGUAGUUGGGGACAUAAUCUGAGAUUGAAAUGACAGUAGUGCCCACAUUCAUCAUGCAGUUUUUCACUGCAUUGUAUUCUCUGAGUUGGUAGUGGUAUUUCUGUAUUAUUUGGUAUGUACAACAUUUAAAAUGGGGCUGCAUAGAAAUUUUAAAUUGUAUACAGCAAAAAAGUCACCACGAAUUCGAAUCCUGAGACAAAAAGACUGAAAAAUAUGCAUAAUACAUAGGACAGAAGUCUGAUUGCUGUGUUAUGCAAAGAGCUGUUACAAAUCACUAAGAGAUAGAUAACCCAGUAGGAAAAUGGACAGAAUUCACUUAUUUAAAAAAUUAUAAAUGCUCAGGAAACAAGAGAAAAAGCUACUUCAUUAUUAAUCGGAGGGUAGUAAAUUUAAAUGAGAUAUUUACUUAUGGAAUUGCAAAGAUUCAAACAAAACAUUUGUACUGUACCUUUAAGGUGACUGCCCGUUGUGUCAACCUUCUGGAGAAGCAAUUUGGCAUUUCCCUCUCUAGGAAUUUAUCCUACAAUUAUUCUUGCAUAGUUGGGCUAUGCUGUAUGUAAGGCAUUUAUUUCAUUGCAAUGUAAUUAUACUAAAAAUUGCCCAAUAAGGUGCACAUUAGUGGAAAAUGUAGUGGAAUACACUACUCCUUUCUACUGCGGGGGAAAGCGCUCCAAAAUACUCCACAGCAGUUCCAAAGAAUGCUUUAACUGUCUAUGUGUAGGGACAGGGAAAGAUGUCUAAGCAUUAUGGACUGAUGCCAGAAGAAAUAAGGGAGGUUUUCCAGAGACCCUUUUAAUGCUUUGUCUUAUGAUUAGUAACAUUCACAAUUCAGAGCUCUGUGAAGACCAAAACACAGGGAAAUCUUGUAAUCGGAGUCAUAGAAAACAGACAAAUGGGGAAGAUCCUAUCUUUUCGUGGUUGAAGUUUUUAAAAGCCUUAUUUAAGUAGAAGAAAUCCGUGGUAUUUAUUUAUCCUUAUAACCACAACCUUGUCUUGCUAUUCUUCUUACUGGCAAGACAAAUCACACGAGCUUAGUAUCCUCCUGUAUCACCGCCAGCUGAAUAAGAAAAUUUGCUGUGGAAAUACAAGGAUGACAGUCACUCUUCCAGAUUGAUGCUAUUUAUUUUUCAUUGGCACAGAAAAGGUUGCUAAGCAUCCCCUGGUCAGGUUCUGCCAGCCCUUUACGGCGGUAAUUGCAUUGUUCCAUGUCUUUAUCAAGGAAUCCCUUGCCAGUAAGUUUUUGGGGAGGGACAAGUGUCAAGGAUGAGAAGCCACAAUGAAGUGCUCGUGACUGAGCAAAGAUUACCCUGCUCAGGUCAUUCUACAAAACUUGUCAGUUUGCUGCCCAAAUAAAUGCCUAGAGUCCGUAAAACAUGGAGCAGAGUGACCCCAGGAAGAAAAAUCAAUUGCAAUUCAUAUUUCAUAUGUCUAUAAUUGCUUGUGAAAGCAUGGCACUGGUUUGUUUGCAGGGCGGCUUUGCCUCUCCCGUUGUUUCUUUCCUCAUUUCUAAUGGACAUGUCUUUCACAUGCCCUGAUUUACAGUGAAGCAAAAUUUGGGGCUUUUUUUCUUGUCCAUAUUACCAUUCUUAUUACCGGUGCCCUGGACUGGAUUUGAUCAGUGCAUUGAACUGUAGACAAGCAUAGACCAUGCGCUAGAAAUGGCUGUUUUGAUUUGAGAUUCUGGAAGCUCUGGGUGUUUUCAUUAUUUGUUUAUUCAUUUUGCUCUGAGGUCAGGGCGGGGAGCGUUGUGAAAGAAAUCGCCUUUCAUUGGGAGAGGUAGUCAUUUAUUAGGACUUUGGACAUCAAAAUUGAAAAAAAAAUUGUUUUUGUAGUCGUGAUCUUAAAUGCUUUUUUAAUCAAGGCAGGGGACCCAUAAUAACUGCUAAUUUGGAAAAUCACCCGGUGUGUCUUAUCAACCCUCUCUGACUCCAGCUUCCCCCCACCCCAAGUCUUUAUCAUGUGUGGCUACUUUUGGAUUCGUAGCCCUUCUGUGGACUGAGAUGUCAUAGGCAUGGAGAAAAUGCUGCUUACUUUAUGGAUUACUGUUAGGUCAACAAAACUUUGGCAGCAUUGAUUAACUUGACAGUGAGUACAGCAGUACAUUUAUCACUUAUGGCUGUGCUGUAGAAAAUCUAAUAAGAGGCAAACAAUUCCCUUUAGAGCUGUAACAGGUUCACUGUGGCUAACGGUGCGUGCACUGGAAAUUUCUGCCUUUAAAUUAUACCCUUGCCGCUGGUUGGGUCAUUGACUCAAAGCUACUCCACUUCCCUAGUCGAGCUCUUGUUAUUAAUUGCAUCACUGUUAUUUGACUUAAAUAAAUAUUUAAAUUGCACUAUGUGGUGUUUUUAAAACGCAAAGAUGAAUUAGAUACAGUUCUAGAAUGAUGAUUUUGAAAUAGCAGCUAGAAAUAGAGAGUUUUAGUGUGUGAAACUAGGAAUAUGACAAGGAAAACUACUUCCCACAAUCAGUGUUCUCUAAUGUAGCUUGUGUCAUAAUGGAGAACUUCGGGGAGAUUUUAGCCUACUCUAACUACUUUGUAAAGAAAAGUAUUUGUAAGAUAACUCUUUGACAUGAAAUGACUACAAACGCAUACUGAUAGAAAUCCGGUGGGAUAUUUCUUUGUUUUUUUUUUCCUUGAUGCUAAAGAUCCCCAUUAACACUUCUCAUAUUUGUUUAUUUUCCUUCCUCCUACAGAUUAAAUAGCAUUACUCAUCUUCCUCCUAUAUCACUUAGAUUUUUAACAGUGCUCUUAGGUAUAUAUGUAAAACAGAGGACACGAUAGGUUUAUUGGACAGUACACAUUCUAUCCAGUGAUCAGAGAGGUACGUGUAAGUGUGAUAGAUUCAGUAGAUCUGGGUAAGUAAGAAAAAGGUUAGGUCUUUAAACUGUUGCAAUAGUAUUCUGGAAAACUAAAGAGUAUUUGGUAGGAAACUUGUCAUUCUUGUGGUAAAAUAUACAGAAAAUCUGAAAGCACGCAAAAAGCAAAGCUACCUUCUCAGGGCAAUCCUUAUUUCACUUGACACUGUUUUUCUUUCUCUUAAACUCCUUUUUUAGACUUUCUGAAAAGCUGUCUAAUUUAUCUUAAUUUUUUUCUUAUUCCCGUGCUAUGCUGAAAUUCAUAAUUCAGCUCGAGAGACCUGGUUAAAAUGAAAAAAUUCCAGUUUUUUGGUUUUUAUGUGUUUUGUUUUUUUUGUCUUUUCUUUCUUUCUUUUUUUUUUUUUUUAGUGCUUUGUAUUUUGCUAGAAAACAGUCUUGAAUUGAGGGAUUUUAUACGGUAGCAUCUGUGAGAUGAUAUAGUUUUCUUUGUUGGGAGAAAAGUGUUCUGCCUGAAUCAAUUGUCAAGAGGUUUAAUAUAAUAAGGCAGCUUGUGGUAUGACUAAAAGAAACACCGUGCACAUGAAAUUCCCACAGCAGUUUGUUUUUAGAAGAAAAACUGAGUUCCCCGGAAACAUGAAUACAUUGAGAAGCAAGACUUAAUAAGACAGACCGUAAGGAAGAGCGGGAGGGCUUGCUGUCCAAAGGUCCACGUCAGCGAUCUCAUCCGAUAUUUGUCUUUGAGAUUCUAAAAGGCGUAUAAAGCCAAAUUACUUUUUUCUUGAGCUUUGAGAAGUGCUGUCUUUGAAUCAGUAACAUUCAAGCCUGUUGAUGUUAGUGUUUUGAUCUAAUUCAACGAGAAUGUGUUCUCCUGUUUAAUCUUUAGGGUAAACGUAAUGUAUCUCCUUUCUGGAAACUGUCUUUUCGGGAAGGGCCACGUCUACCGCUGUGGGUCUCGCAGGUUACAAUAGCAGUACCCCCACCGCUUGCCCUCGUGAGCAGAGGCCGGGUAUUGAUUAACCAUCACGCUGGCAUCAGAACUACUCUUAGGAUUCAAUUUUUUUGUUGUUUUGCAUAUUUUAUUGAUCACAGUGGUAAAUGAGCAUCAAGCGUGCAAGAAGACGAUGAAUUGUUUACUUGCAUAAAAUAACCUUUCAAUAAGGGAAGAUGCAUGGCUUACACUUUGGUUCUGUUCUGCGGCCCGAAGCAGAUGGCAUUCAGCUGCUAUCGAUUUGCUUCCAUAGUUAAGGAGCAGCGUGCAACCCUGCAUGCCCGCUGCAUGGUGAAAAGGGGCGCAGGUUUGGGGGCCAGGGUGGAAGCCAAGAAGGACCGACUAGCCCUCCCUCUAAUCCUAAGGAGAGAAAAAAAAAUCGUAUUUGAAAACCAUGAAUAUCCACUUAAAUGGAAACUUGAAUUAAUGUAAUCAGAUGUGUGCUGGUGUUUUUAGAGAAAGAACAUUUGCGGUCAUCACUUAGGCAGAUGUCUCCAGUGAAUCGCCAACUGAGUAAUAAUCAGAGAAUACUCAUUUUAAGCAUGUUGUAUCUAAAGAAAACUAAAUAAAAUCCUUCCCCCUGCCUCUGGGGUAGAAUGAGGUAAUCUUCAGAUAGAUCACGUAUUGUCCACUGCCGAGCCUUCUGGCCUUAGACAUAAAUGUCCGCGUAAGCUGUGCCGGACGGUCCACUGCUUAACCAGUUGUGCUUUAUCUCUAUUUAUACAACAGUCCGCCCAUAGCCUCUGUCAGCAAUCACAUUUGGUUUUGAAAUGUCUUUCCGUAAUAGGUAGUUACAGAUGUCGAAUUUAUAAAUAUUUUCCUUGAAGCUGUAUCCAACAAUGACUUUACAUCUCAAAAACUAAGGAUAGACUAACCUACCCGUGGUGACUUUCACCCCCCCUUCCAAACUUAUUAAAUACUGAAAACCACUUGUCAAAAGCAAUAUGAACAAAUAGCAAAUCUAUUUACAUCAUAAAGCAUGUAUUUGUUACUCAGAGAUGCACAUAUAAGUGAAGUUUAGCUGAAUAACUUAAUUUUUGUUUGUAAUUUAUAAUUUUAAAUAUAAGUAAAAUACUCCUAACAAAAAUGUAUCAUGAAGCUGCUCGCCCAAUGAUAGCAAAAUUUUGCAGAUUUACUCCACUGGGUUUGUUUUUUUUUUUCUCGUAAAUAAACUGUUAGUACAAAUGACAGUCCUAAAAACAUUCCCAUAACUGUUAUUCUUUAAAAUGGAAACAUUUUUUUAAGUUUUAUGUAUUUAUUUUGAGAGAAAGAGAGAGUGAGCAGGGGAGGGACAGACAGAGGGGGAGAGAGAGAGAGAGAGAGAAACACAGCAUGAAGCCCAAAGUGGGGCUCAAUACCACAAACUGUGAGAUCGUGACCUGAGCCAAAAUCAAGAGUCGGGUGCUUAACCUAUGAGCCACCCAGGCGGCCCUGUAAUGGAAACAUUUUACUGCAGGCUGUUUAUUUGUGGGGAGAGGGGCAAGUUUGUUUUGUUUGUGGGGAGGGGGGUAAGUUCACCUGGUUGGGUCCCAGGGGAGUCCUGAGUCAUGUGAGCUCCAUGUCCCCCAGCCUCCCCCCUACCUUGGCCAUAAAGGUUUGGGGAGGUGAAAUUUAUUCAUUCGCUUCUGUAGCAAAGAACAUUUAUUCCUCACGUUUCUUUCUCAUCUCUUCUUCUCCUCCUAUGAGAAAAGCCAACUUGGAGACCAGAGGAGUUUGAGGUGGAAAGGGACUUGUGUGAAGUGCCUGUGUGUUGAGGGCGUUGUGUGUUCUGAUUGGCCAUCACCACAUUUUAUUUACUCUGAAUCCCUCCCCCUGACCAGGGUGACCCAGAGAAUACCUACUUGGUGCUUUUUCUUUUCUUUUCUUUUCUUUUCUUUUCUUUUCUUUUCUUUUCUUUUCUUUUCUUUUCUUUUCUUU